UCUUUCCGGUUCCUUUAAUGUCAGUGUGUGGUUGUGGUGAGUGACAUUGACUCGGUUCUCUGUUUGCCGUUCUGUUUUCUCCUGCCAUUACAAGCAGAGUAGAGCUCUCCAAUUAGAGCAGAAUUACUCCUCUAACAGCUCCAUGGUAACCUCACAGUUUGCUGGCCAAUUGAUUACGUCUGCUCUUGUGUGUGUGUGUGUGUGUGUGUGUGUGUGUGUGUGUGUGUGUGUGUGUGUGUGUGUGAGAUGUCUCUAGAGUGUACCUCACACUGCCAGCUUAUCAUUUUUAUCAGCUCUACCCUGCUGGACUGGACUCAAAGGCGUCACUACUCAUUAACCUGCUGUCUUUUUUGCUGGAUAUUCUCCUGGGUCUGCUAUGGCUGGACCCAGGCCUGUGGUUCUUAGCGGCCCGUCGGGGGCAGGAAAGAGCACUCUGCUGAAGAAACUCAUGAAGGAAUAUGACAGCGUCUUCGGCUUCAGCGUCUCCCAUACAACAAGAAGUCCUCGACCUGGGGAAGAGAACGGCAAAGGUACGCAUCUCCCCUCACCCACAGCGACGCACAUUUUCCCACUCUGUCACACACCUGAUGCGUAUUUGACUACCUUCGCUCUGGGAUUUUCAGAUUACCAUUUCGUUACGCGGGAGGUGAUGCAGGCGGGCAUCGACAAGGGCGACUUCAUCGAGAACGCUGAGUUUUCAGGGAACAUGUACGGGACGAGUAAAGCAGCCGUGCACGACGUCCAGGCCAAAAACCUCAUCUGUAUACUGGACAUUGACAUGCAGGGAGUGAGGAACAUCAAACAGACGGAUCUCAACGCCAUCUACAUCUCCAUCCAGCCGCCGUCCACAGAAAUACUGGAAAAGCGUCUAAGAGACAGAAAAACGGAGUCGGAGGACAGUCUUCAGAGGCGUUUACGUGCAGCCAAGGUGGACAUGGAGUUCAGUAAAGAGGCUGGUGUGUUUGACGUUGUUAUUGUCAAUGAUAAUUUGGACGUUGCCUAUGGGCAGCUAAAAGACGCUCUUCUCGAGGAAAUCAACAUGGUCAAGAAAACCUCAGCGUCUUCAUAGGAGUCGACCAUCCUGACGCCGUUCAGUUUCGUCCAGUCACUCCUCAGAAGAAACGCAGACCUCCUUUCGACACAUUCCCUCAGAUGGGCGUCGGUCUGUGAAGCUCAGACAACAUCCAUGAGAGGAAAAACACAAACACUUAGGUUUUACGCGGUGUUGUGAAGUAUUUAUUACUCCAAUAACAUACUGUAAAGUGGACAUUUUUUGUGUUUGUUUUUACCGUCAGACUUUCCAGUUUUUAUUUUCAUUGAUAUAAGAAUCAAAACUUUACUCCAUUAAGGAUCUACUUGAUAUGUGACCAGCAGGGUGUCCUCAGCUGGGACGGGGUUUACAGAACACAGACACUAAACUGGCUGCUUUGCCCUAUCACCAGCCUGGACCAACAUUCAGAGAGUGUUGGUGCGUUUUCAGGGCCUGUCUGUGUUUUGGUGACGGGCAGCUCCCUGUGGGUUGAGUUCAAGGGGCAAAACAUCUCAAAUAACAGAUUUUCAAACUCAUGGAGGCAGUUUACUUUCAAAGGGUACAUGCAAGUUAACUGUACUGUCACAACUAAACUAUUCCAGUUCUGGUUGAUGCUUUUCUUUUACAGACUUUUGUAUUUUAAUGCUGGUCCUUUUUUUUUUUUUUUCUUUUUUCUAAUGAGGGUAAAUACUGUUGUGCUAUAGUAGGAUUAAAGCCCAUGAAUUAGAGCUUGAUUUUCCUUAGAAGAGAAAAAUAUUGGUACAUCUAAUGUCUUUUUUUUUUUUUUUAUUUUGAGGGGGCUUUAACACAGUAAGUGAGCUGUUUUACUGUUGUAAAUUUGUAGAACUUUUAUAUUUUGUCACUUUAUCAUGUUGUCUUCACCUGUACAGUACAGAUGUUCAGCAGUGUUGAGAUUCAUGACUAGAUGUGGUUUUUACUUUUUUUUUUGUUUUUUUUAAUAGCAUACAGUGAAGCACAUUAAAUCUCCUUGGACUUGAAACUGAGAAAGCAUUUCUAACCCAUCUAAAAAUUGGUGUUUUUAUUCAUAAAGAGCAAUUUAAUUUAAGUGUAACUAACACAAUUCCCAAAUACUCAUUCCUUUGUGCAGAAUUAAUUUCCUGUUAUAACUGUUUAUGUAAAAUGCCAAGCAAUCGUGCAAAUUUGACAUCAAAUUCAUUGAGGUGCAUGCAGUCCUAUUAUUUGCCAGUUAAACAUUAACCAGCUCCUAUAAUAACAUGCUUGUUGAAAUACUGUAUCUCAUUAUGUAUAUUUCUUAAGUCCAUUAAACAUCCAGACGAAACACU
This is a messenger RNA of Sphaeramia orbicularis (orbiculate cardinalfish), 2334 nucleotides long. RefSeq names its product guanylate kinase 1a (gene guk1a). The transcript is spliced from 6 exons. Gene Ontology annotation, biological process: purine nucleotide metabolic process. Lineage: Eukaryota; Metazoa; Chordata; Actinopteri; Kurtiformes; Apogonidae. The coding region runs from base 377 to 1069 and encodes 230 amino acids. Gene Ontology annotation, cellular component: cytosol. Gene Ontology annotation, molecular function: GMP kinase activity. The record is from RefSeq and is a predicted model, not a curated record.